AUGGAGCAGCAGUUCGAUGUGUUGCAGACGCUUGGCAGGGGCAGCUUCGGGGUGGUGAGAAAGGUACGGCGGAAGGCCGACGGCAAGACGCUGGUGGUCAAGGAGAUGGACUACGGCGCGGCGGACGAGAAGCAGAAAGAGCAGAUCGUGGCCGAGGUGAAUAUUUUGCGCGAGCUGCGGCACCCGUUCAUCGUGCGCUACUACGACCGCAUCGUGGAUCGGAGGAGGACUCGGUUGCACAUCGUCAUGGAGCACUGCAGCACCGAUCUAGCCAGGGUCAUCAAGACGAGGAGGCUCAGGGGGGAGUACUUGGACGAGUCGUUCCUGUGGAACCUCAUGUGCCAGGUGGUGGUGGCUCUCGAGUUUUGCCACGGCCGAAUGGGGAAGGAAGGGUCGAGGAGGCCGAUCAUCCACCGCGACCUCAAGCCCGACAACGUCUUCCUCACCAGCGACAACGUUGUCAAGUUGGGAGAUUUCGGGCUGGCGAAGGAGCUGAGCGGCGCGCAGCUAGCGGAGACCAGCGUGGGCACGCCGUACUACAUGUCCCCCGAGCUGAUCAACGAGCAGCGCUACGACGAGCGCACCGAUGUCUGGUCUCUCGGCUGCUUGAUGUACGAGGCAGCGGCACUCACGCGCCCUUUUGAUGCGCACAACCAGCUGGCCCUGGCGAUGAAAAUCAACACCAGCAAGGUGGCGCCGAUCCCUUCUCGCUAUUCCCCCGACCUGUUCGCCACCAUCGAGUGGAUGCUCAGCAAGACGCGGCACAAGCGGCCUCGGAUGGAGGACCUCGCCAAGGUGCCGGGGCUGCAGCUCCCCCUCCGAGAAAACCGCCUCCUCGUACAGGAGUUCCAGCUCGAACAAAGCUAUCUUCGCCGCCUGCGGACCCUAAAGUCGCGAGAGGUGGACAUCGAGCGGCGGGAGGCCGAGCUAGCCACGGGCGAGGCUAAGCUCCGGUACCGCUCGGAGCGGGCCCUGGCCGCCCUUAACUCCCAGCGGGAGAGCCGGAAGGAGCAGGAGCAGGAGGGCGAUAAGCGCACCGUCGCAGGCGGUGGUGGACAUCCCGGCUGUUGUUUCUGUUUCCCCCGGGGGUCUUCUCUGCCGGCGGCGGGGGUUGGAGCGGCGAACGGCCACGAGGCGAGGGAGGCGGUGGCGGAAAGAGGUGCCGCCGCGGGGGAGCAGCGGAAGACACCCCGUCGGGAAAGGGAGUGUCGCGGGGUGGCGGGAGAGGACGUGACGAUGCUGCUGCGACGGAGAAGAAGGGGGGCUGAUGCUGAUGCUGAUGCUGAAGGAUCUGCUGCGCCGGGGAGUGGUGGUUCCGAUAGCAGCCGGCGAGGGGAGGAAAUUGCAAAGCCAGAGUGCUACGCUUCGCCAACGAGCGGCGAUAAGUCAGACCUCCGGACGCCUAACGCCGCGGACGCUACCACUGCCGUGCUGGACUACGCGUCGUUGGUCCUACACAGAGAGACCUCUCGCCACGUCUCCCCUAUCGCACACAGGAGCAGCAGCGGUAGCACCGACGCCGACAGCGGCGAGAGGGUGGUCGCCAGGGAGCAGGCCGAGAGCGCCGUCAGCAGGGAGCGAGCGAGUGAAUGCGGCGGUGGCGGCGGCCGCGGAGACCCCAAAAGUACAGUAAAAACGGCAGAUGAUGAUGAUGAUGAUGAUGAUGAUGCCGUCGGCACGACCGCCGUCGUUUCGCCCCCUCGCUCGUCCUCCUGCCUGGACGAAACCGUCCCGAUGGGUUCGCACGAGGGCGGGACCUUCGCCGCCCCGCCGUGCGUGUUGGCGGCGGGAGCGGCGCCGCCGCCGCCGCCGCGCAGGCAGCAGCCGCGCAAUCGGUACCGCUACAACCGCCACGACGACGACGAGGACCGCGCGUCUUCGCCGGCCGGUGAGGGGCGGCGGCGGCGGGCGAGAGGCGGCUGGGACGACAACGGGGGGGAGUUGCGUUCUACGAGGACGGAGGCGGUGAUGGCUGCCGGGAGGAAGGCCAGGGAGUCCUACGCAGGCUUCAUGGAGACGAUAGCGGCGGCGCGAGAUCUCGGCACCUGGGCAGCCCCCGUGCCACCACCACCGCCACCGCCACCGCCACCGCAGCAGCGGCGCGACCACGGCGUCAACAACAAGCACAACAAGGAGAACGCCUACGCCUCCUCCCCCGGCGCCGCCGCCGCCGCCGCAACCGCGGCUGCGGAGUAUUCGCAAAACACGCCGCUUGCGGAACUCCCGAACGGCCGCGCCGCCGGGGCACCGCACAUCAGCAGUUUGAUGGCGUGGGUGUCGGCACGGGCACGGCCGGCAGGCGAGGGAGGGGUUACCGGAGGAGCGCUAGCAGCGAAGUCGCUGCGCCGGCGGGAAUUUAUGGGGGCGGCGGCGCCUUUGUCGCGACACCGCCGCCUGCCGGGGAAAGGACGGCCGCCGUGCCGCCGGCUUCGGGGGCCGGAGUUGGCGCCGCAGUCGCCGUUAGCGGAGGCGUGCGGCGACCGGGGGUAG
Molecule: messenger RNA, 2490 nt
Organism: Ectocarpus siliculosus
Lineage: Eukaryota; Phaeophyceae; Ectocarpales; Ectocarpaceae
Source: the annotation of a GenBank genome assembly